AUGGCCCAAACAAAUUUAUUCUUUGCCUGUAUUUUCUUCAUGCUGAUUUUCUCCCAAGAAAUUCACUCGGUAGAUGGAAGGCACUUGAAACUUGAGAGAAAACACAAAUUCUCAAAGCUCCUUACCUCAAGUAAGUUUGAAAAGCAACAGACUAGAUUUGUUGAUAAGCAUAACGUGCAUGGUGACAAUGACUCAGAUGUAGAGGUGCCUACCACUAUUUGGUCUCCACCUGCACCCCCAGUCCUAGCUGGUGCGGUUAUUGGCGAGCCUGGGUCGUCACCCCCACCCCCAGGUCAUGUGGACGACUUCAGGCCCACUGCCCCAGGCCACAGCCCUGCCGUUGGACAUUCCAUUCAAAGCUAG
Molecule: messenger RNA, 363 nt
Organism: Hevea brasiliensis (rubber tree)
Lineage: Eukaryota; Viridiplantae; Streptophyta; Magnoliopsida; Malpighiales; Euphorbiaceae
Product: precursor of CEP5-like
Exons: 1
Coding region: 1-363 (120 amino acids)
Biological process (GO): regulation of leaf morphogenesis; regulation of root development; nitrate import
Cellular component (GO): extracellular region
Molecular function (GO): hormone activity
Source: RefSeq, a predicted model, not a curated record